UUGGCGUGUUUCAUUUUGCAGGCAAUUGCUGUAGCUUCAUGCAUUCAGGAGUCAUGGCCUGUUCUCAUAAUUGCACCAUCUUCACUGCGCUUGCAAUGGGCUUCUAUGAUUCAACAAUGGCUGAAUAUUCCUUCAUCAGAUAUACUAAUUGUCUUACCUCAAAGUGGUGGAUCAAAUAGAGGAGGUUUCAACAUUGUAUCUUCAAGUUCUAAAAACAGCAUUCGUUUGAAUGGACUAUUCAACAUCAUCUCAUAUGAUUUGGUGCCAAAGCUGCAGAAUUUGCUUACGACAUGUGACUUUAAGGUUGUGAUUGCUGAUGAAUCACAUUAUCUGAAAAAUGCUCAAGCAAAGAGGACAACUGCUUCUCUUCCUGUAAUAAAGAAAGCUCAAUAUGCAUUAUUGCUUAGUGGAACACCAGCUUUAUCAAGACCAAUUGAACUAUUCAAGCAGCUGGAAGCUUUGUAUCCUGAUGUAUAUAAGAAUGUUCAUGAAUAUGGUAACCGGUACUGCAAGGGUGGAUUUUUUGGACUUUAUCAAGGUGCAAGUAACCAUGAAGAGUUGCACAAUUUGAUGAAGGCUACAGUGCUGAUUCGCAGGCUUAAAAAAGACGUUCUUUCUCAACUUCCUGUAAAGCGCAGGCAACAAGUCUUCCUAGACUUGGCUGACAAGGACAUGAAGCAAAUUAAUGCUUUAUUUCAAGAGUUGAAAAUGGUAAAAGCCAAAAUUAAGGAUGCUAAAUCACAAGAGGAGGCAGAAUCACUCAAGUUUACUCAAAAGAAUAUAAUUAACAAGAUAUAUACUGAUUCUGCAGAAGCCAAGAUUCCAUCUGUUCUUGAUUAUCUUGGAACUGUCAUUGAGGCAGGUUGCAAGUUUCUUAUAUUUGCACACCAUCAGUCAAUGCUUGAUUCGAUACAUGAGUUUCUUCGUAAGAAAAAAGUGGGUUGCAUACGGAUUGAUGGAGGUACACCUGCUGCUUCCAGACAGCAAUUGGUCACUGAGUUUCAGGAAAAAGAUUCUACAAAAGCAGCAGUGCUAUCUAUUAAAGCUGGAGGCGUUGGGUUAACUUUAACUGCUGCCAGCACAGUAAUCUUUGCAGAAUUGUCUUGGACUCCCGGUGACCUAAUUCAGGCUGAAGACCGUGUUCAUAGAAUUGGCCAGGUGUCUUCAGUAAAUAUAUACUACUUGCUUGCGAAUGACACGGUUGAUGACAUCAUAUGGGACGUAGUGCAAAGCAAACUGGAAAAUCUGGGGCAGAUGUUAGACGGUCAUGAAAAGGCCUUGGAGGUCUCUGCUACUCUGCCAGAGAGUAGCCCUUCAAAGCAGAAAACUCUGGACCAGUUUAUUAGAAGACCUGAAAACGCGGAUAGCCCUUCAAAGCAGAAAACUCUGGACCAGUUUAUUAGAAAACCUGAAAACUCGGAUAGCCCUUCAAAGCAGAAAACGCUAGACCAGUUUGUUCGAAGAUGUGAUAAGAUAGAUGGGUUGGAACAUGAGCCCAAACGUCCCCGAAACUGACCCUUGAAACGUCGGUGCUCAAGGUGGACUACAAUUAUCGUCCCUUGAGAAGAGGGGCUUCUAAAGCAGGAGGGUGUAGCUUCGCAGCACAGUUUACAACUCUAAACUGUGCAGCUUAUGACGAAGGAACUGAACGGUUUUGCAGAAUAUGCAUGGGAUGGAAUCAAGGUUCUCACAGAUUUUAGGCUUCAGAUUUCCCAUCAGUUUUUAGUGGGACAUGUACAGAGUACAAUAUCAUGAAUGUAACUUGUAAAUUGCUUUUUACUCAAUGCAAAUUUUUGAUAUCAUUGUCAUGUCAUGUAUGAUAUUUAAUUUUAUACUAAGUUAAGAACUUGUGUUUUGUAAAACCUCUUGUACGAAUCACGUUAAGAGUGGUUUAAACGAUCUCUAUUGUCAA
Molecule: messenger RNA, 1912 nt
Organism: Vigna umbellata (rice bean)
Lineage: Eukaryota; Viridiplantae; Streptophyta; Magnoliopsida; Fabales; Fabaceae
Source: RefSeq, a predicted model, not a curated record